GAAGCCCAGAGGGAGGUGUGGAGGCAGGGAGACAGUGAGACAGAGAAACUGAGUCACAGACAGAGACAGAGAGACCUAGGGUCAGCAAGGGACAGGGACACAGACCACUACACGGAGAGAGAGCACAGACAGGGAAGGAGACAGAGAGACAGAGACUGGGAGAAAGGAUGGAAUAGAAAAACAUGAGGGACAUAAAGAUGGAGACCUAGACAGGGAUGCUAGGCUGAGAGACACAGAGCCAGAGAAAUGGAAAGAGACAAAGGAACAGAGUCAGAGACACUCAGAGACAGAGCCAGAAGAGAUAGAGAUAAAGCCAUAGAGGAGAGAACAACGGAGACAGGGAAAGGCAGAGACCAAGACAAUGCAGGACCCAGAGGCUUCCAGAGCAGGAGAGGCUGAGAGAGGAGUCCAAGGUGAGACCGAGAACCAGAGACAGAGGAGAAGGGGUGCAGGGAGCCGGGGCCAGGCCACAGGGGUGGCGGCUAGCAGGAGUGCCGGCAGCACCGUUUUCUCCCCUCGGGCACACUCAAGGUGCCUGGGUGUGCCCAGGUGUGCCCCACCACUCUCCUGCCGUGUCUCAGCCCAAGUGGGAUCAUGUGUGUGCCGUGGAGCAGGCGUGACAGCAGCACGGGCUGUGUUUUUGUCACCAGGUGUGUCUGUGAGUGCGGUCUGGCGUCUCUGGGUGUGUCUGUGUGGGUUGUGUCCGCGUGUCGCCAGACGUGUCUGUGCGUGAGCGUCUCCAUUCCCUGUGGCUGGCGGGUCCGUGUCUCCGCAUGACACAUGACACAGGACGGAGCGGGUUCCGUCUGCGAGCUCCCGGGGACGCAGGCUGUGCGGCCAGCGUGCGCAAGGUGUUUUAUAACACGCCUGGAUACACCGUAUUCAGAUCGGCAGGUCACCUCUGUGCUGCUGCCUUCGGUGACACUCUGCAGUGUGGGUCACUCUGCUCGCAUGUGCUGUUCUGUGUGUCGCUGUGCGUUGCGUCUGUUUCAGGGGCUUGUGAGUGUCAUUCAGCGAUGUGAGCCCGGGUGCCAGGUCUAUGCAUGUCCGUCGUGGGGGCCUCUGCUUUCCCCGCCAUGAGCGCAGCCCGGGUGCCGAGGGCGGAGUGUGCUGUGUUUGUGUGGCUGCGUAUUGUGAUGCGCUGGACGGCAUUGCCGGGGCGCUGUGUGAGCUGUCCUCGGGGCCUGGGUGGCGGCCGUGCCCAUGGGCCACAUCUGAUGUUUUAUUGAGAUGCACGGUGUUUCGGGGAAGGUGGUGCAGGGAAGCACUGCGUCAGUGGGCUUCAUGUCACACCCUGUGUUCGCACAGGACUCUGUGUAUGUUGUGUUUGUGCGGCCGCGCGUGUGGGAGUGGAUCGGGAGCCAGGCCGCGUGCGGGUGCAGUUCGGAUGUGGCCUGUCAGUCAGAGGAGCUCCCGCCUGGGCCUCCCUCGCCCCUGAGGUGCCAUUCCGGGUCCUGCCUUCCAUGACACCCCAGAAGAUGCCAGGAUGCCUUGCUCUGGGCAUGUGCCGCUUGGGGGCUUUCCUACGUGUCACCGUGCAGUGCAUGUCUCUCCGUGGGCCCAUUCAUGUCGCUGUAUCUGUGCACCUGAAAGGCAUUGCGCCCUGGGGUGCACGGUGUGUGGCGGUCAUGGUCAUGUGUCUGUGCUGCAAAUCAGUCCGGGAGCGUGUGCACCUGAGUCGCUGCGCGUCACUAUGCGGAUCGGUGUGCAUUUCUCUCUGUGCUGGGUGCUUGAGGACGGCCACGGUGUGUCCCUAAAUGUGGUGUGUCUGCACCUGCCAGGUAUCACUCCACAGGUGUGGAAUGUCUGGGCCGCUGUUAUUAGCGCAUCGUUUACACAGACAUGUUGAGUGUGGCGUCUGGGUGUCACUGAGUGAAUAUGUGUCGUUGGAAAACAGGUAUCUGUUAUGCUAAUGUAGCUACCGCUGGGCAGGGUGUGCCGGGGGGGUCAGGGUGUGGCUCUUUGUGUCGGAGAAUGUUGUAUCUGUUUUGACUGCCACGUGUGUGCCUGUGUGUGGACAGUAUUUGGGGGGUCAUGUGCCACACGGGGCAGUGUCUGCCUCGCUGAGUGCCGGCGUGUGUCACACCGUAUGUGUGGUGUCUGGGUGUGGCUGUGGGUUUCAGAGCUCAUCGGGAGUUGUGAGUCACUCAGUGUAGGUUGUGUUGUGUGCCCAUGUGUGUUACGUUCCGUCUCCGGCCAUGCCGUGUGUGAGGGUUUAUCACCGGGUGUCUUGUGGUGUCUGGGUGUGGCUAAGUAUCCAUGUGUAUUACACGGCACAGACCGUUGUGUGUGACAGAAACUAUUGUGUCCCCAGUAGUGUCUUUAUCCAUGUGGAUGCACGCCUCUUCCUUGCUCUACCCCAAGACACACCCCAGUCCCUCCUUAGACUGAGAAGGGUGGUUGGGGAGCCUCUCCUUGCUCGAGGGCCACGCCAGCCCCUCCCCGCCCUGCCCAGCAGUCACCACCCCCAGAGGGCACAGGCUCCCUUCGUGCCUCAAAGCAAGAGCCCCAGAGCAAGGAGCAGAGCAGGCUGAGGACCUGCAAGCCACAGUGGCUGCCCUUUGUGUGCUGCGAGGUGGGGGACCCUGGGCAGGAAGCUGGCUGAGCCCCAAGACCGCAGGGGCCAUGGGCGGGGAGCUGGUGCCAGGCCUGGGGGCCCUACAGCGGCGAAAGCGGCUGCUGGAGGAGGAGAAGUGCCUGGCUGGCUGGGCACUGGCACUGGCGGGAGCUGGCAUCGGACUCAUGGUGCUGCACGCGGAGAUGUUAUGGUUCGGAGGGUGCCCGUGGGCGCUCUACCUGAUCCUGGUUAAAUGCAUGAUCAGCAUUUCCACCUUCUUGCUUCUUUGUCUUAUCGUGGUAUUUCACGCGAAAGAGGUCCAGCUGUUCAUGACCGACCACGGGCUCCGGGACUGGCGCGUGGCGCUGACCGGGCGGCAGGUGGCGCAGAUCGUGCUGGAGCUGGCCGUAUGCGCUCUGCACCCGGCGCCGGUGCGGGACCCGCGGUGCGCUCUGGGUUUGGGGUCCCGGCCCGCGGCGACACAGUCCUGGCCGGGUUUCCUGGAUGAGGGGGAGGCGCUGCUGUCGCUGGCCAUGCUGCUGCGCCUCUACCUGGUGCCCCGCGCCGUCCUCCUGCGCAGCGGCGUCUUGCUCAACGCGUCCUACCGCAGCAUCGGCGCCCUCAACCAGGUCCGCUUCCGCCACUGGUUCGUGGCCAAGCUGUACAUGAACACGCACCCUGGUCGCCUGCUGCUCUGCCUCACGCUUGGCCUCUGGCUCACCACCGCCUGGGUGCUGUCGGUGGCCGAGAGGCAGGCCGUUAACGCCACCGGACACCUUUCAGACACACUGUGGCUGAUCCCCAUCACAUUCCUGACCAUUGGCUAUGGGGACGUGGUGCCAGGCACCAUGUGGGGCAAGAUUGUCUGCCUCUGCACUGGAGUCAUGGGGGUCUGCUGCACAGCCCUGCUGGUGGCCGUGGUGGCCCGGAAGCUGGAGUUUAAUAAGGCAGAGAAGCACGUGCACAACUUCAUGAUGGACAUCCAGUAUGCCAAAGAGAUGAAGGAAUCGGCUGCCCGAGUGCUGCAGGAGGCCUGGGUGCUCUACAGACACACCCGCCGGAAGGACCGCGGGGCCGCCCGCAGGCACCAGCGCAGGCUGCUGGCCGCCAUCAACAGGUUCCGCCAGGUGCGUCUGAAACACAGAAAGCUCCGAGAGCAAGUGAACUCCAUGGUGGACAUCUCCAAGAUGCACAUGAUCCUGUGUGACCUGCAGCUGGGUCUGAGCAGCUCCCACCAGGCCCUGGAGAAGCGGAUGGACGCGCUGGCAGGGAAGCUGGACGCCCUGGCUGAGCUGCUUAGCAACGCGCUGGGGCCACAGCAGCAGCAUCCAGAACCACGCCAGGAGGCCACGUAGCUGGACCCACGGAGGAAGAACCAAGCUACUUUCCCCAGGACUGAGGUCAAGGACAUUGUCCCUGCUACUCCUGACCCAGCCCUACGAAUAAAGCACCUCAAGUGCAAGGACCAAAGGGGGCCCCACCUUUGGAUGGGCUCACUCACUGAUGGCUGCUGGAGGAGACACUGGCUCAAGGAGAAAGCCCAUAGCCACACAAACACACUCCCACCCCCCACUGCCCCCAGUGGGAAAAUGGUCACUACUACCCUACAUACCUUCAACAAACAUCCUCACUAUGCUGCUACGGAUGACCUCCAGCUUUCAGUUAGAAGGGGAGGUGCCUGGGGGUGAGACUCUUGGGUCCCAGAGGAGGACGGGACCUGGGGUGGGGGUGGGGAGAAUCCAGAAUCCUGGGAUGCCUCAGUUACCGCUGGAUUCGGGAGCUGAAGGAACCAGGCCUGAGGCUGAGGGGAGGCAGCGCCCUCUGCCGGGAGAGCAAGGAGAACACCGUUUUCCAGAGCUGCGGAGUAUCUGGUGGGGAGAAGGCGGGUGGAGGGCACAACUCCCCAGUCUCUGCUCUUAACUUUGUAAUAAACGUUAAACAAAGCCAGAA
Messenger RNA from Suricata suricatta (meerkat), 4507 nucleotides. RefSeq names its product potassium calcium-activated channel subfamily N member 4 (gene KCNN4). Gene Ontology annotation, cellular component: plasma membrane; neuron projection; neuronal cell body. The transcript has 9 exons. Lineage: Eukaryota; Metazoa; Chordata; Mammalia; Carnivora; Herpestidae. Gene Ontology annotation, biological process: potassium ion transmembrane transport. Bases 2626 to 3912 code for a protein of 428 amino acids. Gene Ontology annotation, molecular function: calmodulin binding; small conductance calcium-activated potassium channel activity; intermediate conductance calcium-activated potassium channel activity. The record is from RefSeq and is a predicted model, not a curated record.